Molecule: messenger RNA, 873 nt
Organism: Leishmania major strain Friedlin
Lineage: Eukaryota; Euglenozoa; Kinetoplastea; Trypanosomatida; Trypanosomatidae
Exons: 1
Coding region: 1-873 (290 amino acids)
Source: RefSeq, a predicted model, not a curated record
AUGCCGGACGAUCGCCGUCGCGCUUCCCGCACGGACGACGCGCUUGUCGCGCAUCGUCCGGCCGACUCCGCGUCGCCGGUGGAGCGGCGGACGAGAGUGGAUCCGCGCACCCAUACGAAGUCCUUGUAUCAGCGCGGUCGCGAUGGCAGCGAGAUGUACGCGUCCUACUAUAACUCCAACGACGACCCUGCCUUUCAGGAGCGCUUCAACCGGCACAGCAACGGCAAUGCCUUUGUGCAGAGCGCACAGUUCACAUAUGUGUCGCACGGAGGUUGCGGGGGUCGCAAUCACACCGUCGUGAAGGAGCGCCAGCGUCCAGUCGUGGUCGAGGAGCCAGAUGACGCGGACAGGCACGAGGCGAGCACGGACAGUGGUAACAACGCCAACGUGCACGCCAAACACAAGGAUAAGGAGAAGCGUCGAUCGUCGAAACAGGAUCCCAUCGUUGAAGAGCCCGACAGUGAAGACGACUACAACGACGCUGAUUCGCGAGCCUACCGCCGCGGCGGAAAGAAAGGCGAGUUCGGCUCACAUCCAGACGCCCUAGAGUUCUGGAGAGAUCCGUGGGGUAUGGAGUCGAUCAUGGCGGAGAUGAUGCAGCCACCGCUGGGAUUUGGGGACGCGUUCCCCUUCACCUCCCGGCGUGCGCCAGCGCAGCGUAGACUGAAGUCACCGUCGGUCUCGAACGAAUCGAAGUGGCAGCUCAGCCCGCACACACGCGGCGGGGUGAUGAGCAGUCCGUUCACGGGAGAUUUGUUUGGCACCGGCGGACCCGAGAGUCCGUUUCGCAUGAUGGAGGCGAUGCAAUACCACAUGCAUCAGCAACGCGCCGCCAUGUUCGGCGGGGUCGAUCCCUUUCGGCAUUUCAUGUAG